Ascochyta rabiei is the source of this 1047-nucleotide messenger RNA. RefSeq lists its product as uncharacterized. Lineage: Eukaryota; Fungi; Ascomycota; Dothideomycetes; Pleosporales; Didymellaceae. Bases 1 to 1047 code for a protein of 348 amino acids. The record is from RefSeq and is a predicted model, not a curated record. The transcript has a single exon.
AUGGGGUACGACUGCAGCAUUAUCGAAAAUAUAUCUGACUUGAGCAUUUUGAAAGACCACAAACCUGCUGCGGACGACAGUAUUCUCAACGCGACCGACGGUAGCAGAAGCUAUUACUUGCAAGGCAACAGCUCGAUGGUGAUAGUCCAAAAUCAGACCGAUCCGCUCCGAACUCUUUGGGCCACCAAUGCUUAUGCAGUGUUGGAGACUGCGCAGCAGAUGUGGCCGAGUAGAGACAUCUUUGAUCGCUUUCAAGGAAGCAGCCCGAACGCGUUGUUCACGGAGACUGCUAGCUGCUAUUUCAACAAGAACGAAAGUCCAACGGGGGACUAUCCAGGUAUCAACCAGCAGAGAAUCUUUGAAACGCUUCUAUGGCAGAAGGUUCUCAACACCUCCUAUGGAGAUGGAGCCCCUCCACAGUACAAUUUCAGCAUUGACCACAACAUUACGGAAUUGUACGGCGCUUACGAUGAUCUCGAUUUGGAGUAUAACAUCCCCGCCAAUUUCACUGACACCUGUCCACACCAGCCUAUGACCGCUACCGGCGUGCAGUGCAAGUCGAGUAGCAGCGUCGGUACUGCUGACAUUGAGGGCGUUCAUUCAACGUAUUCAAACUUUGCACGCACCGAUACACCAAUCAACACCCAGAGAUACCGACGUGCAGAUCGUUUUGGCGCCAAAACCCUUACUUCUAUGAAUCCAGGUCGCUCCACCGAUGAUGAGUGGUUUUCGAAUUUCUUCACAUCCACUGCCGCGCCACCUUUAUUCUACGCGCCUUAUUCGGACGAUCCCGACAGCGUUGACGAAGGGGUAGGCUACAUGCUUAAAGACGGUUAUCCCCAGGCUUCGCAGUUGCGACAAAGCAUGUUACGAGCGCACGCAGCCUACGCAGUACAGCUUAUGUACAAUGGUAGGCAGGGCUUCACGGCUCGAGAUGACAACCAUGUCAUAUUGCUCAAUCCUAACAUCACAUGUUUUAAUGCCGGCACAGUGAUAAAGCAGGGCAUCAUACCUGCAGGUGUUCUUGUUGCGCUCUUCUUCCUCUAG